CUCCAGUCCUCCUAAACUUCAGCGUGUUUGUGUGUGUCGGUGUCCUACGCUGGGAUGAUGGAUGGCAGAAGUGCAGAAACACGCCAGCAGCAGCAGCAGAGGCUCCUAACACUUUUUUAAACUCUCUCCCCUCCAAACUAUCAUCAAUGAGACUCCUCGGAGGAAGAAGGGAAAAGAGCCAAGCUGCAGCCGGGAUUUGUGGCGGCGGCGGCCGCAGCAGCAGCUUUUAAAAAAGGCACCAAAAGGAAGGACGUCUGGAAAGUCCCUCCCACGCCUCCCCAAGUUUAUGAUGGGGGGCUGAAUGAGCAGCCCUGCUCCGGAGCAGCUGCUGGCACAGUGAAAACUUCCCGGGUUCUCUCUUUGGGUAAAGUUUAUUUUUGAUGAUUAUCCCUUUCUCUUUGGGGUGCCUGUGUUUGGAGAGGGAGAUUGAGGAGGGGGCUGGGAAGUAGGGACGAAAUUUCCCUCAACUGCGCCGGAUCAUGCUUCCCUAGCACAGAGGGAGAGUCCCCUGCUGCCAGUGUUAGGCGCUGCACUUUGCCAGCAGGGUUCCUGAGCUGGAAUAUGCGCAUCUAAGAUGGAAACUUCCGCUUCAACUGCUGCUGGGAAAAAAGAAGGGAAAGGUGCAAUUCUGGAGGGGAAUGGCUUUCCUGAAAUGGGGAAGAAACCUGCUCCCUUAGCAGCAGCAGCACAAGGAGUUCCGCAGCACGUUUUUCCAGCGUUCCAUGCUCCCUUGCCAAUUGACAUGCGUCACCAGGAAGGAAGGUACCAUUAUGAACCUCACUCCAUCCAUGCUAUUCAUGGGCCUCCUACCCUCAGUGGCAGCCCCGUUAUCUCCGACAUCUCCCUUAUUCGCCUUUCUCCUCACCCAGCAGGACCUGGUGAAUCGCCUUUCAACCCCCCUCACCCGUACAUGAACCCCCAUAUGGAACAUUACCUCCGCACCGUGCACAGCAGUCCCACUCUCUCCAUGAUCUCUGCCGCCAGAGGCCUCAGCCCUGCUGAUGUGGCUCAUGAGCAUCUAAAAGAGAGAGGCCUCUUUGGUUUGCCCCCUCCCCCUCCAGGAGCCAACCCUGCCGACUACUAUCACCAGAUGACGCUCAUGGCCAGCCAUCCGAAUCCUUACGGGGACCUCCUGAUGCAGAGUGGGGGAGCAGCUAGCGCGGCGCAUCUUCAUGAUUACCUCAGCCCUAUAGAUGUGUCAAGAUUUUCAAGCCCAAGGGUUACUCCAAGAUUAAGCAGAAAGCGAGCCCUCUCCAUAUCCCCGCUUUCUGAUGCCAGCAUUGAUCUUCAGACAAUGAUCAGGACCUCCCCUAACUCCCUGGUGGCUUAUAUUAAUAACUCCAGAGGUAGUUCUGCAGCUAGUGGCUCCUAUGGCCAUUUAUCUGCCGGGGCAAUAAGUCCAGCAUUCAGCUUCCCCCAUCCCAUUAACCCAGUGACUUACCAGCAGAUCCUGAGUCAGCAGAGAGGCUUGAGCUCAGCAUUUGGACAUACGCCUCCUUUGAUCCAGCCUUCCCCCACGUUCCCUCCACGACAACACAUGGCAGUUAUCUCUGUCAACCCAGCUCCUGCUCAGAUCAGUAAUAACAACAGCUGCAUAUCUGACUCUAAUCAGAACAAGCAGAGCAGCGAGUCAGCCGUGAGCAGCACAGUCAAUCCCGUAAUUCACAAGCGCAGCAAAGUCAAGACUGAAGUUGAGGGUAUGCCACCAGCUUCCCCAGCCACACAGGAGCAUCUGACAGACCUGAAAGAAGAUCUAGAUAAGGAUGAAUGUAAACAGGAGCCUGACGUUAUUUAUGAGACAAAUUGUCACUGGGAAGGGUGCAUAAAGGAAUAUGACACGCAGGAGCAGCUCGUCCAUCACAUCAAUAACGAUCACAUCCACGGGGAGAAGAAGGAGUUUGUCUGCCGCUGGCAAGACUGCACUCGGGAGCAGAAGCCAUUCAAGGCUCAAUACAUGUUGGUGGUGCACAUGCGAAGACACACUGGAGAAAAGCCACACAAGUGCACGUUUGAGGGUUGUUCCAAAGCCUAUUCCCGACUGGAGAACUUAAAGACACACCUGAGAUCUCACACUGGAGAAAAGCCGUACGUCUGUGAACAUGAGGGCUGCAAUAAAGCCUUUUCCAACGCUUCAGACAGAGCAAAGCACCAGAACAGGACGCAUUCCAAUGAGAAACCCUAUGUCUGUAAAAUCCCGGGCUGCACAAAGAGGUACACGGACCCCAGUUCCCUCAGGAAACACGUCAAGACUGUGCAUGGGCCCGACGCCCAUGUCACGAAGAAGCAGCGCAACGACGUUCACCCAAGGCCGCCUCCCCUCAAGGAAAAUGGCGACAACGAAGCAAGUGCCAAGCAGAGUAGCAAGGUGUCAGAAGAAAGCACCGAGGCUAACAGUACCACCAGAGGCAUGGAGGACUGCUUACAAGUCAAAACAAUAAAGACUGAGAAUUCUGUGAUGUGUCAGUCCAGUCCUGGUGGCCAGUCAUCAUGCAGCAGUGAACCAUCACCACUUGGUAGCACCAACAACAAUGACAGUGGAGUAGAAAUGAACAUGCACAGUGGGGGAAGCCUGGGAGACCUGACCGCACUGGAUGACAACGCUCCUGUUGUGGACUCGACAGUCUCAUCGGGCAAUUCAACAGUCAGCCUUCAGCUAAGGAAACACAUGACAACGAUGCAGCGACUUGAACAGCUCAAGAAGGAGAAACUCAAGACGGUUAAGGAUUCCUGCUCAUGGGUGAGCCCAGCUCCACAAGUCAGAAACACCAAGCUGCCUCCCAUACCAGGAAAUGGCUCUAUCCUAGAAAAUAUUGGUGGUUCCUCGGCUACACUGCCUAAUCCUAGAAUAACGGAGCUGUCUGUAAAUGAGAUUACGAUGCUGAAUCAGCUCAAUGAACGCCGUGACAGUACAACAAGCACCAUCAGCUCAGCCUACACUGUAAGUCGCAGAUCAUCAGGGAUUUCCCCUUAUUUCUCUAGUCGCCGUUCCAGCGAAGCUUCGCAGUUUGGGAAUCGUCCCAACAACACGAGCUCUGCCGACUCCUACGACCCGAUUUCUACGGACGCGUCACGCAGAUCAAGCGAAGCCAGCCAGUGUAGCGGCAUACCUGGCCUUCUCAACCUCACGCCAGCUCAGCACUACAGGCUGAAAGCCAAGUAUGCUGCUGCCACAGGGGGCCCUCCUCCCACACCUUUACCUAACUUGGAAAGAAUGAGUCUGAAGACCAAGAUCUCUCUUCUCGAUGGGCCAGAUCCUGCAUUGCCUUCAUUUCGCCUCCCUCCUGGGCCAAGACGCUGCAGCGAUGGCAGCACGCAUGGGUACGCAGCAGCCCUGUCCUUUCCCCAUGACGCGUCAGGUAACAACACAAGACGCGCAAGCGAUCCUGUGAGGAGACCCGCCGCAGACCCACUGUCCCUCCCGAGAGUCCAUCGCUUCAACAGCACCAACAGCAUGAAUCCCCUCCACCCACCACAUCCUGCGGACAGAAGGAACUGCAGCCUUUCAAAUUACACACGCUCUGAUGGCAGCCUUCCCAGGCACGUCUAUUCACCUCGACCUCUGAGCAUUAGUGAGAAUAUUGCCAUGGAAGCAAUGUCAGGUGAGACAGAGGGCCCCAUUGGAGAAGAUGACAUUAUGUUGCCAGAUGAUGUAGUGCAAUAUAUCAAAUCUCAGAACAAUGGGGCAGCUGUAGAAAAUGCUUCCAUGGGGUACAGUAAUGAAAUGCAAAACUUCCAAGGCAGUGGGAAACUGCAACAUCCGAACUUGUUUAGCCAGCGCAGGAUGGCUGGAACUGAUGCAAGCAUGAACCAUUUGGGUCCAGGGAUGGCAGAGUGCCACAUGAGCUUUGGCACUCCCUCGAACAUGAGCAAAAACAACAUGCCCGUCCAGUGGAAUGAGGUUAGCUCAGGUACCGUUGAUGUUAUGUCUAACCAAUCGAAGCAACAGUUUUCUCAAGGAAACUUAGCUGUUGUCCAGCAGAAGCAGAACUUUGGUCAAUAUCAGAACUUUAACCAGCAGCAAAUGCAGAUGAGUCAAAGCGGUAUGAACGUGACACAGCAGAAUUUUAUGCAAAGAAAUGUGAGCAUGGAUGGACAAAGGCUAAACUGUAUGCAGCUGAGGCAGCAGCAGCAGAUAAAUCCAGGACCUAAUAUGAACUCUGAUCUGAGCCUGCACCAAGGGUAUAACCAGGCUCAUCAAAUGCUUAGCCCAAAUGCAAUCAGUGGAGAUCCAAACCAGCUUUCUCCUUCUUGUAGCAACAUGGUAGUGAAGUCUGGAUCCCACGUUCAUCCUCAGCAAAUGGACGUUGCAACGGAUCCCUCUUUAAUGGUCAACAGUAAUAGACUGACUCAGGUCAUGCAUGAACAAAGUCAGCAGAACUAUUCAUCUCAGACAAAUCCCAUGAAUUUCUCCAUGACUCAGGAGGUGUUUUAUCAGCCCCCUUCUUUAAUGACCUCAAAUCAGCCAAACUUUGAGCCCCAACAAAGCAUAAUGGGUUCAGCUGGCCAGACCUACACUCCUGGAAUGGUACAGCCUCAUCCUCCACCUGACCCUAAUCCAGUAAACAGACAUCGAGGGAUACGCAACAUUCAGCAACUAGGUUACAUGAGAACUCCGCACGCUACUAAUACCAUGAGCCCUGGCCAGGAAACAGCAGAGGCCACUCCGAAAAGAACCAACAAUAUGGUGUCAAUCCAGGCUCAGCAAUGUGCAAACAGCACGAGGGAAAACAAUAUGAUGUACUAUUAUGGUCAAAUCCACAUGUAUGAACAAAAUGGAAACUUUGAUAACCAUGUGGACUGUGGAGUGGGACAGCAGCAGUGUGCCUUGAAUAUCAAGCCAGCUGCCAUGCCUUCUCCUGGAGCUAACCAGGUGUCAAGCACAGUGGACUCACAGGGUCUGGAGCCUGCUCAGAUAGAUUUUGAUGCCAUCAUGGAUGAUGGAGACCAUUCAAGCCUGAUGUCAGGAACCCUCAGCCCUAGCAUUCUGCAGAAUCUCUCCCAGAACUCCUCUCGCCUUACAACUCCACGGAACUCUCUGACACUGCCGUCCAUACCAGCUGGAAUAAGCAACAUGGCGAUAGGCGACAUGAGCUCCAUGCUAACCACCCUGGCAGAAGAGAGUAAAUUUCUUAACAUGAUGUCCUAAUGAUAAAGCCCCAUGGUUUGUCCCAGGGACUUUACACAAAGCAGUUUUAUGAAUGUGCUUUUUAAAAAUAAUCCGUUUCUAUAGAGUAGCAUUUUUGACAAGUAUUAAAUACAUUAAAAGGAUUCAAAGUAAAAAAUGUCUCUGCACAGACUUGUAUAAACUAUCUAAAAGCAGUUUAGCACCAAAAGAGUGCAACCUCAAGUAUUAUUUUUUGGCUUGGUUUUUCAAGGGUCUGAGCAACGCCACCACCAAAUGAGACUAUUGCAUAAGAAUGGUUAAAAAUGAAAUCUUUUCCUCCAUGUUUGCCACCUCCCUGGGUUUUCUUUUAUUAUGUCUGCAAAAAGAAAAGACCAUUUCUCAGUGCAUGCCAGAAACAAACGGAGGGGUGUCUUUUUGAGCUGAAUAAAAGCCAUACUGCAUAUUCUGCUCCAGUGAGAGAAGCAUUUAGUUACAUCUCCCAAAAAGUCCACUCCCAGCAGUAUCAUUUUGAACAGUUCUUUGUUCCUUGCGACUUCGUAGAAAAGUAUCAGUUCCCAACAGCGUCUCAAAAAAGUGCCUUACUAUGCUUUAGUGUUAAGUAGUCAAGGCCUCUCUUCCACUGAAAUCAAAUAUAGUGUAUAUAAAAUCAAGAGAAAUUUAUAAAGCAUAGCAGUGUUUCGGAAAAACAUCAGAAAGAUACAUUGAUGGGACACAUGAAAGAUUAAUGCCCCCUUUUGUCAGAUGUGUUUGCAAUAUGGUUUAUAUCAUGGGUAGAAUGUAGCAGAGGCCUGAAAAUACCAUUCGUCUGAAAGCAUCUCUAAUGGCAGGAAGGCCCCAAUCCUGCAAAGGUUUAUGCAUGUGCUUAACUUUAUGCCCUGUCAGUAGUGACUUCAGUAGAAUAGUGACUUUCGUCUGAGGCCUUAAACAAUUUGUGUAAAUCAGGGGGUUAUAUAGGAAUUAAUUCAGGGAAGCCUAUGGUCUGUGUUGUACAGGGAGUUGGACUAGAUGAUCACAGUGGUCCCUUCUGGUCUUAAACGCUGUGAAUCUAUGAAAAUCGCUAAUGGGGCUUCACAACAGCUCAGCUCUAAUUUUUCCUCAUCAGGGUGAUGGGGGGGCAUAUAAUUACUUAGCUAGCUUACGAUUUGUCUACACAAACAGUUAGGUCACGGCAAGCUGAGGUGUGACUCUACCCCGCACUAGCCUGCCUCAGACUAACUAUCCAUGUGGAUCUUGCUGAUGCACAUUAACAGUUCUUCGUGCACUUUGAUCUGGUCCUCUUUGAAACGGGACUAGAUCCAAGCGCACCGACGAACAGUUAAUGCAUAUCAGCAGGGCCUACCUUGCAAGCUAGUGCAGGCUUGAUUCGAUUCACACCCCAACUUGCCACUAACUAAAUGUUCAUUAGUCAUUAAGACAAGCCCUUAGUCAAAUGUCUGGGAUUUGUAGUGGGCUAUCAGAGCUGUGGGUGAAAGCCUCUCUGAAAAUUACCUGUUGGGGUGAAUAGGAGGAAUCUAACCACAAGAAAAUCCUCCACAAAAUAUAAGCUGGCUAACAGUUUUUGCAAUUUUAGGGCCUGAUCCUGAAGUUAGUGGAAAGACUCCUCAAUGUAUUAUUUAUUACUGUUGGUAGACAAAAGGGUAAACACAGUGAAAACAGACCUCACUGAAAUUUACCACAUCUCAAAAAGACAAUUCUUUUCUUCCUAGUAUUAUAGUGUUAAGUAUGUCAAGGGGAAGGGUACACAUGUGAAAUUCCCUCCUGAUUCCAGACACCCUGUGUGCUGAACUUUAAAAAACUAAACCAAAUGUGCAUGAUAUCGCGUCAGCAGGGCUCUGUCCUUUCCUGCUCAAUUGAUGGCCAACUCUUUACUGAAUGUGGCUCAGUUCCACCUGCAAACUGCAGCUCCCAUUGGGUGCUUUUUAAAGGUGCUAACGUUGGCUUUCUACAAUCACUGCUCUCCUUUUGCACACACCAGUGCCACACAAACUGCACUGAUGCUAGCAUGGCUUGUGGCCGUUGCACGAACGCCAGUCAUUAUUCCUGCCCAAAAGUUGUGAUGCCAAAUACCCCAGAAGACCACACAUAAACAGAAUAUACAUUUACCAUCGGACCAGAGUGCAAAAGCCUUCCUAGUGUUGGGCAGUACCCUACUCCACGUAUUGUCCUAUUAAUUCCAGUGGCACUGCGUGGAGAGUUAGGGGUGAGUGAACAUAGCAGAACCUGGCCCACCCUAAUUCUUAAAUAAAAAGCUUGGGUAAACAAAGCAUGAUGGGCUUGAUCCUGCCUUCCUCACAUAUCCUAAAACCCUUUUGAUGUCACUGGGACUCCUGGCUGUGCUAGGAAAGCAAGAUCAGGCAGGGCAGCUGUUUGCACUUGUGCCUAACCUAGAAAGAUGAAUUUAAAAUGAUUGGGCUUUUUGAGUUCAUGGUACAGACUGACCUGCAGUUACCUCACCCUUGCAUUUGAGGAAAGAGGGCAGGGCACAAUUUAGGACUCUAAGCCAUACUGGGCAUAUGGAGUCACACUUUGGGCCUCCCAAAUGCUGCAACUGAUCAGGCCCUUGUGUCUCCAUUGGCUGUUGAGCUGAUUUAUUCAGUGGAUGCAUAUGAGAGUGCUUGUUAGUGAGCCCCACUUCAGGCAACACGUGUAACAAGAAAAGAUCAAACCCCAAAGCGAAACCAUAUCUCCAAUUUGUCAAGAUUCCUAUAAUUGUUCAGAGGUGGUCUUCCUUCAUUUACUAAAAUAGCAUUGUUAUAACCAUUCCAGCUCUGUAUAUAGUAUGUAUAGAAGACAUCAUUACUAAAAGCACUGUAGGUGAAUUGUUCUGUCAAAUUUAUAUCUUAUGGACAUUUUUAGCUGUUUUCUACAUCAUAAAAAUGGAGGUAACAUGCUGAACCUGUAUAUAAGCCUUUUGUACAU
Caretta caretta (loggerhead turtle) is the source of this 8044-nucleotide messenger RNA. RefSeq names its product GLI family zinc finger 2 (gene GLI2). The record is from RefSeq and is a predicted model, not a curated record. Gene Ontology annotation, cellular component: nucleus. Gene Ontology annotation, biological process: regulation of transcription by RNA polymerase II; smoothened signaling pathway. Gene Ontology annotation, molecular function: RNA polymerase II cis-regulatory region sequence-specific DNA binding; DNA-binding transcription factor activity, RNA polymerase II-specific. NCBI's taxonomy places the organism in Eukaryota, Metazoa, Chordata, Testudines, Cheloniidae.